UUUAUGGUACAUUUUUUCCUUAAUAAUUCUGAUAUGAUAAAAAUAGAAUUGUUAUAAAAUAACAAAAUUCCAAAAGUUAAAGAUUUAAAAGCUAUUCUGACACAUUUGGGGUUUUUUGCAUAAUAUGUUGCAUACUUUGUUUGAAGAGAAGAUGAGGAUACAAAAACAAGUUGAGAACAAAGAAGAUCAAGGACUGCUGACUGUCACAAUGAAUCUCCACCCUGACCUCAACUCCAAUGAACAACUGUGGGUGGUGGAAACGUUUUGUUAAAGGCGUGGUGUCAUGCGAUCGUCGUAUUAAUAUAUAGCCCAACCUUUUUCUAUUUCUGGCAUCAUUUCUCUUUGUUGACAAGCUGCUGAUAGCCACCAGCAGUCAUAACUGUAAUCAGCCAUAUAAGAACUAUUCUCUGACAUAGAUGGAUAUAUAACUGACAGGUGAUUAUACCUCAGUUUUUGCAACAGACACCAACACAGUUAAGAUGAAGUUGCUGCUUGUUGUUGCUGCUGUUCUGGCUGUAGUCAGGUGUGCCAGCUUCUCUCUGGAAGAUCUGGAGUUUCACGCUUGGAAACUCAAGUUUGAAAAAUCCUAUGACUCUCCAUCAGAGGAGGCUCAUCGGAAGCAGAUCUGGCUCAGCAACCGUAAACUUGUGCUAAUGCACAACAUCUUGACCGAUCAGGGAUUGAAGUCCUACCGCCUUGGUAUGACCUACUUUGCUAACAUGGAAAACGAAGAGUACAAACAGCUGGUUUCCCAGGGCUGCCUUGGCUCCUUCAAUGGUUCUCUGUCUCGCCGUGGCUCCACCUUCGCUCAGCUGCCUGAAGGCACAGCUCUGCCCAACACUGUUGACUGGAGGGAUAAGGGAUAUGUCACUGAAGUCAAGGAUCAGAAACAGUGUGGCUCCUGCUGGGCCUUCAGUGCAACUGGUGCACUGGAGGGUCAGCACUUCAGGAAGACAGGAACGCUAGUGUCUCUGAGUGAGCAACAGUUGGUCGACUGCUCUUCCAACUUUGGUAACAGUGGUUGCAUGGGAGGCUGGAUGGACUUUGCCUUUAAGUACAUCAAAUACAAUAGAGGUAUUGACACCGAGGAGUUCUACCCUUAUGAGGCUAAGAAUGGACUAUGCCGUUACAAGCGUGAUUCUAUUGGUGCCACAUGUUCCGGCUAUAUUAUUGUUAAACGCUUUGAAGAACAAGCCCUGAAGGAGGCUGUGGCCACCGUUGGACCGAUAUCUGUAACUAUUGAUGCAUCUCGGCCAUCGUUCCAACUCUAUGAAUCAGGAGUAUAUUAUGAUGACGGAUGUGGAAGCAUAUUCUUGAACCAUGCUGUGCUGGCUGUGGGUUAUGGGACUGAGAAUGGACAUGACUACUGGCUGGUCAAGAACAGCUGGGGUCUUGGAUGGGGUGAGAAGGGAUACAUUAGGAUGAGCAGGAACAAGAAAAACCAGUGUGGGAUUGCUUCUGUAGCAAGAUACCCUCUAGUCUGAAGAGGUGGGAGUAAACACACUCUCAUUUUUUCCUUCUGGUUUGACAAAAAUGUACUUAAAAUGGCAUUUAGACAUAAUAUACCUCUGGUGGUCUGCACAGAUUAACCUAAAACAUGUGGCAUUCUACAAUUUGUAAAUUCUUUUUUUAGUUAAUUAAAGUUAAAAAAAAAACUAAUAGUUUGCUUAUGGAUUCAAGAGCCUUACUUUUUCCUGGUUGGUGGUUAAUUAAAUAACUA
Messenger RNA from Oreochromis niloticus (Nile tilapia), 1720 nucleotides. Its product is annotated as cathepsin L1. Gene Ontology annotation, molecular function: cysteine-type peptidase activity. The coding region runs from base 480 to 1484 and encodes 334 amino acids. The record is from RefSeq and is a predicted model, not a curated record. The transcript has 8 exons. Gene Ontology annotation, biological process: proteolysis. Lineage: Eukaryota; Metazoa; Chordata; Actinopteri; Cichliformes; Cichlidae.